AUGGACACAAAACUUUCACAAGACACUGCCAACUGCCGCCCAAUCAAGAACAAAGAGAUACCAGAUCCCAGAAAAGAAUUGUGGACAGUGAUCAGUGAAAUGGGAAACGACUUCGGUGGUUCCCUACCAGUUGAAAAUGUCCAAUCUCUUGCUUCUAAUGACUUGAACCACAUUCCAUCUCGCUACAUCCGACCAGAACGUCAGUCCGAACAAGUUCUCAUUGAUGAAUCUCUUCAAAUUCCUGUCAUAGACAUGAGCAAGCUUGUGGAUGAGGACGAGUUAAUGAAACUUCAUUUGGCUUGCAAAGACUGGGGCUUCUUCCAGUUGAUAAAUCAUGGGAUAUUAGAAGAAGUAAUUGAGAUAAUGAAGAUCGACAUAGCCGAGUUCUUUAGUUUGCCAUUGGAAGAUAAGAUGGUAUAUGCUCAGCAGCCAAAUAACAUAGAAGGUUAUGGCCAAGCUUUUGUUUUAUCCGAUGAGCAGAAGCUAGAUUGGGGCGACAUGUUCUUUCUUAUUGCACAACCACUUUCUUUAAGAAAUACCAAACUUUGGCCUACAAUUCCUAGGUCUUUCAGAGCAACCCUGGAUAAAUACUCUUCACAGCUACAAGAGGUUACAAUUUGUCUGUUAAAGUUUAUGGCAAAAAAUUUGGGGGUUGAAUCCGAGAAACUUACAAGCCUGUUUGAAGGUGGAACACAAGGGGUAAGAAUGAACUACUAUCCACCUUGUGUAGAGGCAGACAAGGUUAUGGGUCUAACAACACACUCUGAUGCCACUGGAUUGACCCUGUUGAUCCAAGUGAACGAAGUUCAGGGCUUACAAAUAAAGAAAAAUGAUAAAUGGGUACCGAUUACACCUAUCCCAGGUGCGUUCAUUAUCAACGUCGGCGACAUCAUUGAGAUUAUGAGCAAUGGAGUAUACAAGAGUAUAGAGCACAGAGCUGUUGUGAACCAAGAAAAGGAACGCCUUUCAAUAGCAGCAUUUCAUGGUCCAAGUACGAAGACAAUCUUAGGUCCUUUGCCAGAACUAGUAAAAGACAAAGCUGUUUACAAGAGUAUUGCAAAUGAGGAAUUUAUAAGACUCAUGGUAGCCAGCAAACUUGAUGGUAAGAACUUAUUGGGCCACCUGAAACUUCAAAUCUGAAAUAGGGCUGGCUGGCUGAUUGCAAUUUCUCUUGUUAUUUUAAAUCUAUAUGUACGAUACACCUAUUGCAUUU
Pistacia vera is the source of this 1213-nucleotide messenger RNA. Its product is annotated as S-norcoclaurine synthase 1-like. Bases 1 to 1140 code for a protein of 379 amino acids. NCBI's taxonomy places the organism in Eukaryota, Viridiplantae, Streptophyta, Magnoliopsida, Sapindales, Anacardiaceae. The transcript has 5 exons. The record is from RefSeq and is a predicted model, not a curated record.